UGAUUUAUCAAGUUUUUCAUUAUAGGUUGCAGCUGCAGCGAAGUCUCAAUUCUCCCAUGAUUAUAGUGAUCAUCUUGCCCUUGUGAGGGCUUAUGAUGGCUGGAAAGAUGCUGAAAUAGACCUCGCUGGACAAGAAUACUGCUGGGCAAAUUUCCUUUCUUCACAAUCCAUGAAAGCUAUUGAUGCCCUUCGGAUGGAAUUCUUAUCCCUUCUCAAGGAUAUUGGAAUAGUUGAUAGCAAUGCAACAAACUGCAAUGCGUGGAGCUAUGAUGUGCAUCUUAUACGAGCAGUUAUUUUUUAUGGGCUAUAUCCUGGAAUUUGCUCUAUUGUGCAUAAAGAGAAGUCAUUUUCUCUGAAGACAAUGGAGGAUGGUAAAGUGCAUCUUCAUUUGAAUUCAGUGAAUGCUCGAGAAAGCAAAAUUCCAUAUCCGUGGCUUGUUUUUAAUGAGAAGAUAAAAGUGAAUUCGGUGUUCCUUCGUGACUCAACUGCUGUGUCUGACUCAGUGGUGCUUCUUUUUGGUGGAAAGAUCUCAAAAGAUGGUGAUGGUCAAUUAAAAAUGUUAGGAGGGUAUCUGGAGUUCUUAAUGAAACCUGCUGUUGCUGAAAUGUUUCAGAGCAUAAGGAGGAAACUAGAUGACAUCAUUCAGAGCAAACUACUGUUUCCGAUGAUGGGAAUACACUUAUUUCACGAGCUGCUUUCUGCUGUACGGUUGCUGAUUUCCAAAGAUAAAUGUGAGGGCAGAUUUGUGUUUAGCUGCCAGGUCAUUAAACCAUCGAAACCAUCUGUGAUGACCUUGCAACCAGCAUUGGUUUCAAGGACAGACAGUGGACCUGGUGGCGAUAAUUCUAAAGGUCAGCUCCAAACUCUUCUGGCUCGUGCUGGAUGUGCUGCACCCAUCUACAAGACUAUGCAAAUACAGAACAAUCAGUUUCAGGCUGCGGUCGAGUUUAAUGGUAUACAGAUAAUGGGCCAACCUUGUCACAAUAAAAGGACUGCGGAAAAAGACGCCGCGGCUGAGGCACUGCAAUGGCUUAUGGGUAAAAGACAGGCAGAAAACGAGUACAUGGAUCACAAUGCAGUGAUGCUAAAGAAAAGCAAGAGGGAUCAUAAUUAAGCAAUCAACUGUAAUGGGUUUUCUGUGAGGGUAACAAACGGUCCAAGAUGGAUGUACUUGUCUAGAUUUUUAAGGUCCUUGCUCAAGUCUUUGAACUCCAGAAAAAAUGGAUUAGUUCCAUUGUUGAUAUAUAGCUCCGGGGCUUGAGCCAAUUCAUGCUCAUACAACAACAAUCUCCAAUUUAGCGUGCAUUGUGUUGAUUCAAUCCGAGGUUGGAGUUGCCUACCCUUGAUCAAAGCAAAUCAUGGAUGAUUUAUGAGCCUGAAGAAAUAAAUUGUGAAUUGAAAGCCUAAGAUAACAGUCUAAUCUGAGCCGUUUGACAAAGGAAAAUUUUUUGCAACUGUUCAUGUUGUUGAGUUAAUUUUGGGAUAAGGUUCUUCUAAAGUGUUUUUAUAUUCAACAUGACAAAUUCGAAGGUCUCUUAGCUACACUCAAUCAGUAUUGUACACGAGAAAUGUGAAGACUAAUUUGAUAUCUUCUGCAACAGAAAGAGCUUCCAUUCUAUAUUUAGGUGAAACAUGUAUGUGAAAAUAUAAAGAAUGAAUUUUUAAA
Messenger RNA from Arachis ipaensis, 1666 nucleotides. The record is from RefSeq and is a predicted model, not a curated record. Lineage: Eukaryota; Viridiplantae; Streptophyta; Magnoliopsida; Fabales; Fabaceae.